AUGCAAAGACUCAUGCCUGUUAAUGCUCACGAGCCGUAUGUUUCACCUCGGGUGGAGCUGAGCCCUCAGUGUUUGCUGCUCACACAGAGUGAACCAGAGGAAGAACUGGAGGUGACUAACUUGUUAUGUUACUCUGUUACACUGGAAACCAGAACCCUUACAUACGAUGAGUCCUACUAUGAGUACGUCCCUGAUGAGCUACAGUGGUACAAUGCAAGCGACCUGUGUAAGCAGCGCUUUGGGGCCUUAGCCAAUGUCUCCACCCCAGCAGAGAAACAAAACCUAACCAGCUUUUUAAACUCUUUGAACAUCUCUCAGCCUGUGUGGAUUGCCAGGAAAGUCAUGACACAUCCAAAAAGUUCCUCCAAGACCUUCAUUCUGGAGUUCAUUGGGCGCUCGGACAGGAAGAACGCCCGUCUUCUGCACAAGUUCCCUUCCAUGGGCUCAUUGACCGUUUGCACCCGUCUCCACUUCGAUCACAAUUGCUUUGGAAAUUCCAUCAUCUUCUCUUAUUCCAUCCAGUCAUAUAUUAAUGAGUUCCAGCUCCGUGCGAAGCUGAUCCAAGGAAAGCCUGUGCAGCUGGCUCUGCUAGUCCAUGGUAUUCAUGGUGCUUACCAGGAAGCCUUCGACCACGACGGCUCAUGGCACUCAGUCUGUGUUUCUUGGAGCCAGAAUGGUGGACGCUGGGCACUAUUUAUUGAUGGCAAUGAGACCUCCAAGGGUGAUGGCCUAUACAGUUCUGACAGCAUUGGCCCAGACGGUCUUUUCAUUAUAGGGCAGGAGCAGGACACCUUUGGGGGCUCAUUUAAGAAGGAUGAGUCAUUCUCAGGGAGCAUCACAGAGCUCCACAUUUGGGAUCGGGUACUGAACCGCAGUGAAAUCUACACCAUGGAAAAGGAGUGUUCACCCAUUUCCUCUGGGCUGGUGUUCAAGUGGGGUGUAGGAACCAUGGAAAUAGAAUCCUCGCUUACAAACCUGACGAGUGAGAUCCCUUGUCAAGGUAACAGAUCUGGGUCAAAAAAUGCGUUCUUGGAUUCCUUCCUGGAUGGAAAUUCCUUCAAUAAGUCAUUCUCUUACAAGGUGAUCCAUAGCCAUCAGUCUGAAGAGGAUUGUUGCAUCUUUGACCCAUCUUUUAACCGGAGCUCGGACCAUGCCAAGUGUGACUCAUUCAGAGGCGCUGUCUGCCAGUUUAAGAAAGAAUUGACGGAUGUUUUCAGUUUACCAAGGACACCAUUCUUCAGCAGACUGAGCAAGGAUCCUUUGACCAAACCUGUGAUGGAGCAGCUGAGCGUAAAUGCCGUCCUACAAACAGUGGAGGCUGGUACCCCAAACCUUCUCACAUCCAGCGAUGUCCUCUACCUCUCGAAGAUGAUAGAAGUGGACCUGACUGCACUGGCUAGUGCUCAUUCUGCUGGAGCUGAUGCAGCAGAGGCAAUGGUGUCCAUUGCUACCAACUACCUACAGGUGGCGAGUUUGAUGCUGGAGCCGCACAUGGCUACUCAGUGGAUGGGCUUGACAGAAGAUGGGGUCAGCGUGGGGCCAUUUACUAUUGUCAAGAGCAUUGACAAUCUCACUGAAACUCUUACAGACAUAAUGCCUGCUGAGAGAAGAGAAUUCACCCUUUCAACCAAAAAUAUAGAUGUGUACAUGAUGCGGCAAAAGUUGUCUGAAGAGAGCUGUAGUCAAUUGUUCAAGCCAUCUACGGUCAGCUCCCACACCAACAGCAGAGGUGGUCAGGACGAACUGCUGAUCCCUGACACUGAACUCCAGAGGAUACACUCAUUGGGAUAUGAAGAAGUGAUGUUUAUCCAUACCCACUACAGCCACCUUAGUGAGAUUGUAUCUGGUACACAAGAACCUCCACAGGGUCACCAAGAGAAAGUUAAAAGAACUCUCCCAGGUCACCUGGCCUCUGCUGUCAUAUCAGCCACCAUCCGUGAUGCCUCCAAAGCUCAAAAUAUCCCUGUGGCUGUCCAGUACACCCUGUCCUCAUCACAUGUGGUGGAGUAUUCACAGAGAGUCACUCCUGUUUGUGCCUUUUGGAAUUUCAGUCUGACGCAAAGUCAUGCCAAUAGCUGGUCCAGUGAUGGUUGCAGGGUGACCUUUUCUGUCUCUGGUGUCACUUCAUGCCUGUGUAACCACACCACCAACUUUGCAGUACUGAUGAAUUACCUGGAAUCAAAGUGGACUCCUGAGGAAGAGCUUAUUUUGACCAAGCUGACAUUCAUUGGCUCUGGCGCAUCUCUGUGUGCACUGGUGGUGACCUUGAUGCUUUUCACCGUGCUGGACAUUCCCAAAUCUGACAGGACAUCCAUCCAUAAGAACCUCUUCAUUGCUCUGAUCUGUGCUCAAGUGAUUCUACUUUGCAGCGGCUCAGCCAUUCACAACAAGGUGGCGUGUACACUUGUAGCAGCACUGCUCCAUCUCUUCUUCAUGGCAGCAUUUAGCUGGAUGCUGGUAGAGGGUCUGCUGCUCUGGAGCAAGGUGGUCGCUGUCAACCUAAGCGAGGACAGACACAUGAAGUAUUACUAUCUCAUCGGCUGGGGUCUGCCGGUGCUAAUAGUCACCAUCACGCUGGCAUCAGCCUCAGGCAAAUACUCGGCCGACGGCUACUGUUGGCUCAGUGUCCAGAAUGGUGUUAUCUGGGGUUUUGCUGGGCCCGUCAUCUUCAUUAUUAUGGUGAAUGUCAUGGUACUAACCAGGGUGGUGGUCAUCACCAUCUCCACAGCCAAGAGGAGGUCUAUCAUGUUGGCCAUGGGCACCAGUCCUGUGGAACAAGCCUACGAGCAAAUUAGGGCUGCAGUGAAAGCAGUUUUGGUUUUGCUGCCCAUCCUUGGAUUGACAUGGCUGUGCGGCGUCCUGGUGCCUUUCUCCAUAGUCAUGGCCUACAUCUUCAUCCUCCUCAACUCCCUGCAGGGCCUUUUUAUCUUCCUGAUAUAUGGGGUGUACAACACAGAGGUUCGGAGCACGGUCAACAGGAUCAAGGAAAGGAGAAAAGCGCUUAAUUUUUCAAAUUGUGCCAGUUCCCGACCAUCCAGCUCAGUUACCAGCUCUCGCCCUGUCAGUUUCCCUCUAACAAUCCCAAGCCAGGAAGAAGAGGCCACCCCUACCUUUCAUCACAGCAACACCCCAGGCCAGGGGAAGGAGGAAGACGGGACCAGAGAUCAGCUGUCCAUUCCUUGUGAUCCAGAGAGACUAGAAAAUCCCUUGAGCCAACCCACUCAUCUGCAGAGAAAGGAGCCUCCUCCCUCAGAAGUGGAUGCCUUGCCGACUGGUUGUAGUCUUCACGUUCCUAUGGAUCUUGAGUUAACAGCUUCCUGUUUCUCUCGCAGCCACGCGCCUCAGAAAAGCUACGGCCUCGUCUACGUAGACUGACCUGGCAGGUGUGAUGGGGAUUGUAGUUUGGAAUUAUGAGUAAAUUUUUUUCGUCAGAAUUAAUCGGAUGUUUCCUUAUUACUCUGGCUCCUUUUUUCUUCACUUCACCUGUGAUCAUUGUAGAGACACAUGAAUGUUUGUUAGGCCUGUGCCCCUGAGCACUACAUUCCUAAAUAAUGCAGGUAUUUUCAGUGAGGACGACUGCCUUAAAACACUCAUUGUACGAUGUGCUAAGUAAGAAUGUAAUCUAAAUGCCUCAAAUAUAAAUUUUAUGUUAACUUAAAUUUCAAGUUUUCACUAAUGGCGCAUUGUGUAUUUUGACUUAAAAUGAUUGUGUUUUUUAUGUUUUUCAUGCAUGUACUCUCUCAUGGUACUUAAAUGUGCUUGUGAAAGCAUUAUAUUGUCCAGUAAAGUAUGUGAUAGUACUGCAACUGCUAUUAUAUUAACAGAGUAAUGGGGCACCCUUGUGACCACAUAGUGUGAGAUACUGUACAUAUCAUGUAACUGAUUUCAUUCAGGUCAUCACACUCUCUCUUUCAUCAUGUUUUCUGUUACUCUACUGUCAGACUUUUAAAUAAAGGACAAAAUAAAAAGACAAAAAAGAAACAGCAAAGUGAUAUUUCUGUAUAUAGAUUUGGAUUCAGCCCAUGGACAUACCUGUACAGAUAAAAAAUACAGUGAAACCAUUUCCCCCUGUAUUUAUAGUCCCCAGCUGUUGCUUAUCACAAGAAAACAUGUGUUUAAAGAACAAUGUCCCAAAGACACACACACUAUUUGAGAAAUAAGGUACCUAUUUUUCUUUCCACAGCAUAUACUGUGUUUGGGAGAAAAUAAAAAUCUUUCAUGUCAGUUUCAUGUGUUUUUCCCUCAAGUCUGCAUAUGACUCAUGAAUGAAUCUGUCGUUGCUUCAUGCUGUGAUUCUAUAAAAUGUUAAGAGGGUUGUUUGAAUAGCUUUUCAGUGUUUCCCAUUAAAAGAUACAUAACAUUUAUCUGGCUGUGUUAGUGUGCGGAGGAAGCUGGAAUCUGGUGUUAUAAGCAUAAUAAUUAUUUAUUGAAAUAUGAGGAAAAAUUCAAUUAGCCUCAGAGAGACACCCCCCAGGACCAGGUAGCGAUGUGACAGGGGAAGUCAGAAUGUCAGCAAAGGGGGAAGAAGGUCAUGGACAAGCGUAAGGAAAAUAGCAUUUGGAUGUAAUGUGUAUCCAUGUGUUGACAGCGUACACAAGUAGGUGAAUGCACAAAGCUACUGUAGUCAUUGUUAAAGUCCUCGUUUAAGUUUAUAUCCUGCAAUCAAGUCUGUCCUUACAGUUACUCUUCAGCCACAGAUGAGUUUGUUGUAAAGCAAUGAACUGAAUUUCAGACCACUGAAGUGACAGAUGACCAUUUUUCAUCAAGCUUUACUAAAUUUUAUCUUCAAACUAACUCCACUUGGAGGUGUAGCAGGACUUCAGCAGUAUUAUAACAAACAAGUUUAAAAAAUGGGACUUCUGCAAUGACCACAUUAAUGUGCAUGACUGCAUGUCAUAUGGAGUUUGCCUGUAUGUUAUAGGAAGUCCAAGGCAGCUGCAGAACCUAAACACAGACAUUCAGAGAGUAAGGAAAGAUUGUCUGAUCAAUACACACAAAUAAUGAGGAUGAAGAUCAAAAAAUUAGAGUUUGAGAUCAGGAACAGCUUAAUGGUAUUUAAGAGAAGUUUUUUGAGCAUUAAACAAGCCACUGAAAGACUUUUGAUCAUUCUAUGUCUUAAUUAACAAAAUGUUGACAGGUAAACAAACACCUCAGCUUGUUUCAGGAGGCAAGUUUGAAAACAUUUUUGAAAAAACUUUUAACAACAACUACUGUACAUGUGAAGAACUCCCAAAUGAGAAUAAUUUAGGAUGCCAAACAUUUAAGACAAUGGAAAAGAAUCUAAAAAAGAAACAAGCGGGUUUUGUUCAUUUUGGACAGAAGUCACAGCUCACAGGGGGAAAGACGCAGUCUUUGGUAUAGGAGCAAAGUGGACAGAGCAAUGACGCAGGUUGAAAUUCAGUAAGAAAAACAAAUGCAGCACAAACACCUUUCACACCUACUCACUUAAAUACAAUACUCUUUUGAAUGUACAGACUCAAACUUGCAUUAACAUUUAAAAAGACAAAAAAAACUGGUGAUUUUUCGUUUCUUUUUAUAUUUUUUUUUUUCCUUUUUUUUCUUUUUUCUUUUUUGUUCUUGAAAGCCUGUUAUUUUUGCUCCAGACCUGCAUCUCUGAACUACGUGUGGAAACAAAACAAGAACAUGCUACAGUAAACAAAUUUAUUCUGGCGCGGACACCUCACGUCAUGUAACACAAAGAUGGAAACCCAGAGACGCAAUAAAUUAUCUUCAUUAUUAAGCGUAACCAGUGACAUACUGUACAUCAAAAAGGUAAAAGCACUGUAAAUAAUACAGAAAAAAAGUUCUAAAAAAACACCAAAAAAAAAAAAGGUUGAAAGUGAAACGGAACCCUUUUACAGCAAUACAUAAGGAACAAAUGUUUGAAAGCCAGCAGACACAGAUAGAAAUUAAUAUUUUAAGUGUGAUUCCUUUUUGAUUUUAGUGUCUCACGACAUAAUUUAAGUACUGCUUUAAACAAAUAAAAAACACUGUACACACACCAAAAAAGCAAACCAGAAGGAUCUUUUUUUUUUCAUUUCAUCGAUUUCAUUUUUUAGGAAAUCAUUGCUUUGCAAUUUAUGCUUCAUCACAGUUCUCUCCCAUAUGACCACAUGAAUGUAAACACCUGUUGAAUUAUUCUUUUUUUAAAUUUUUACAACAUUAAUACUUUAUAUAUAUAUUUGUACAUAUUUUCAUUCACAUCUGCACGGUUUAGCUAGCAUGGUAAUGAAAUAAGGCAAGACUCACAUAACUGUGACAUCACAAAUCUUUUUUUUUUUCUUCUGUUAUAAUACUGAUUAUAAAGGGUUUUUUGUAAU
Molecule: messenger RNA, 6320 nt
Organism: Scomber japonicus (chub mackerel)
Lineage: Eukaryota; Metazoa; Chordata; Actinopteri; Scombriformes; Scombridae
Product: adhesion G-protein coupled receptor D2
Exons: 25
Coding region: 1-3375 (1124 amino acids)
Biological process (GO): adenylate cyclase-activating G protein-coupled receptor signaling pathway; cell surface receptor signaling pathway
Cellular component (GO): membrane
Molecular function (GO): G protein-coupled receptor activity
Source: RefSeq, a predicted model, not a curated record